AUGGGACUUUCAAACUUUCCCUAUGCAGCAGAAGGUGUUAUGCCUGUGAUUUUGAUGAACACAGUUUUAUCUGUGGUUUUAUUGAAGAACAUGUUUAGAUCCAUUCUCCAAAUAGUUGGUUGCACAUCAAGUACUAAUACUAAUUCAUCAUCAAAUAUUGAAGAAGAAGAAGAAGAAGAAGAAGUGUACUAUCAAGAGAGGAGGGUGUCAAUAACACAGUACAAGUCAUUGUGUAACAACAGGUCCAACAUAGGUAGAAGUCCUAUGGUAGAGUGUUGUGUGUGUUUGUCUGGUUUUGAAGAAAAUCAGGAGGUGAGUGAGUUGCCUUGCAAGCAUUUCUUUCAUAGAGGUUGUUUAGAGAAAUGGUUUGAUAAUAAACAUAGUUCGUGUCCUUUAUGUCGUUCUAUGGAAUAG
This is a messenger RNA of Vicia faba (fava bean), 414 nucleotides long. The record is from the annotation of a GenBank genome assembly. NCBI's taxonomy places the organism in Eukaryota, Viridiplantae, Streptophyta, Magnoliopsida, Fabales, Fabaceae.